AUGGAGCAGCAGCAGCAGCAGCAGCCCGGCGGCGAGGAGGACUGCGGGGACUCGGGAGCCGAGACGGGAGGGUCUGAGUACAGCCGCAUGUCCUCUACCAGCAGUGAACUUUCUGUGGAAGAGAUACAGGACCCAUUCCUCGUUAGUGUCCAUAUUAUCACCGACCCAGGUGAAUCCAAGACUCUUCAGCAAGCCAUCGAUAAGCUCCUAGCCUGGAUCCACCCGGACCUCCAGCUGUUUCGAGUCUCAGAAAGACGCCUGUCCAAGAAGCGCAGGAAGCCAGGUAAGGCUGGGGUUCCUCAGCCAGCCCUCGCCGUCAUUCUGUUCCUGCAGGAGGAAUAUGGAGAGGAGCCCAUCUUGCAGCUCCACGAAACCUUUCAGCGGCCACCUUGGCAUUACCACCACACAGAGCGAGUGCACGGGAAGUUCCUCCCUUACAUGCCAUGCAGCCAGGACUUUUACACCUUGGCUCCCGAGACCCCUCUGUGGGCCAUUCGCCCAGUGCAUUACGGGAAGGAAAUUAUCCGCUUCACGAUAUACUGCAGGAAUGAAAACUACACCGACAUUUUGAAGUUGUAUGAGUUAAUACUGAAAAGACCGGUAUGUCAGAAAAAAGCAGACUUUUGUGUUUUUCCUGUCUAUUCGAACAUGGAAAUAGACAUUCAGUUUUCUUUAAAAAAACUUCCAAAGGGCCAAAUACCAGUGCCAACCGAGUCAGCAGUGCUGGAAUUCAGAGUGAAAGAUGUCGGACAGCUCGUUCCUCUCUUGCCCAACCCUUGCAGCCCAAUUAGUGAAGGCAGGUGGCAGACUGAAGACCACGAUGGAAAUAGGAUCCUCUUGCAGCAAGCACGCAGUUGGUGUAGGAAGUCUGCAAAGCAGAACAAGCAACCAUAUCCAUCUGUGUCAACAGAUUCCCGCUUCACCACUUUGCCAGGCUUUCUUCCUCAGAGCCACCAGCCUGUCCCUGAACAACCAGAAGAAACGAGUCAAAACAAGGUACAUCACGCAAACGGCCUUGGUCAUCAUCUUGGUUUCUCCCAGCAGGACUUGAGGCACGGUGAUCGAGGAGACUUCACUCGCAGAUCCAGCAGUGCUUCUAGCAUUUCGUGGUCAUUUCAACGAAGCAAGUCUCUGUUCUGCUUGCCCACAGUGAGCACCUCCCCAACCUCAGAGACUGUUCAUUUCAGUGAACCAUUUCAGUUUUCAAAUACUGGGUCACCUGCAACCAGGUUGAAAACAUGGAGAUGCAGCCCCAGGCUUAACAUCGAUGAUUUGGAGGGUGCACAGGAGACUGAUGUAGACACGGGGAGGAAGCUGUUCUUCUCAGACCUGUCUGUGGUCUCUGCAUACUCUGCCCUGAAUGGAUUUUGUAGUGACUUGGAAGCCUCUCUUCCCCCACAGAAGCAAACUAUGGCUACGCAGGCUGCUACCAGUGGAAGGCCUGUAUCUGUCAUGUGCAAUACCUUUGAGCCUGGGGAUGGUUCACUACCUUCUCUCUCUGAAUGGUCUUCCAGCUCAUUUAGGUCAGCAUCUCUCUCCAAGCAGCCCAAACAGCCUUCGAGAGCAGCCCCUUGUUCUCUGGAUGACUGUGGUAGCAUUUACCCAGCUUCACCAACUAACGAAGAAGAAUUUUACAUCUGA
Molecule: messenger RNA, 1641 nt
Organism: Cygnus atratus (black swan)
Lineage: Eukaryota; Metazoa; Chordata; Aves; Anseriformes; Anatidae
Gene: FAM124A
Product: family with sequence similarity 124 member A
Exons: 4
Coding region: 1-1641 (546 amino acids)
Source: RefSeq, a predicted model, not a curated record